Messenger RNA from Guillardia theta CCMP2712, 402 nucleotides. RefSeq lists its product as hypothetical. Lineage: Eukaryota; Cryptophyceae; Pyrenomonadales; Geminigeraceae. The record is from RefSeq and is a predicted model, not a curated record. Gene Ontology annotation, molecular function: protein binding. Gene Ontology annotation, cellular component: cytosol. The annotation marks the transcript as partial. The transcript has a single exon.
GAGAACUUCGACGCCUUCAUCAUCUCAGGGAGUCUCAGCUCAGCAUACGACAGGGAAGCAUGGAUCGAAAAUCUGUGCCAGUACAUCAGAGCUCUCCAUCAGAUGAAGAAGAAGAUACUCGGGAUUUGUUUUGGGCACCAGAUUGUUGCCGUGGCCCUCGGGGGUAAGGUAGAAGCGCAUCGGAAUGGCCUCUACUUCGGGUUGAGAGAGUUUGAUCUGAGCGCUGAAGGAAGGAAGACGUUGAAGAUGGAUAACAACAAACUUGGGCUGCUGUUCUCUCACGGUGACUUCGUCAGUGAGAUGCCUCCUGGAGCUCUGUCGAUGGGGAAGAGCGAGUGGUGCGGGUGUGAAGGGAUGAGGAUAGGGGAUCAUAUUCUCACCUUGCAAGGUCACCCCGAGUUU